This is a messenger RNA of Venturia canescens, 1710 nucleotides long. RefSeq names its product protein FAM50 homolog. Gene Ontology annotation, biological process: chromatin organization. Lineage: Eukaryota; Metazoa; Arthropoda; Insecta; Hymenoptera; Ichneumonidae. The coding region runs from base 275 to 1390 and encodes 371 amino acids. Gene Ontology annotation, cellular component: nucleus. The record is from RefSeq and is a predicted model, not a curated record. The transcript is spliced from 5 exons.
UUGAUCAAAGAGCCACCAAACAAUAAACAAUCAGCCAUAUAUCCGUGUCUAUUGUCCAAACUGCGUUGAAAAAAGACGAGGAAAAAAGGCAGUAGUACAGCAGCAGUAGUAAGAAUCGUAGGUCUAGUUGCUUCAGCUGAAAAAGAUAAGAAAGGGAAGAAGAGAAGCUCGACAGCUGGACUGAUAAAGUUAUAGUUUGGCCAACUAUUUCAGACGGAGGCGGUUUCCAAUUGAUCACUGAAUUGCUGAAUCAGAAUAGAGGGAACAGAAAAAAAUGGCUCACUACAAGGGAGCAGCCAGCGAAGCUGGCAGAGCAAUGCAGCUGAUGAAAAAACGAGAGAUAGCGCAACAGGAGAUAGAAUUGAGAAAAAAAAAGAUAGAGGAUGAUCUCAAGAUUCACAAUAUCGAAAAUAAGUUUGCUACUCACUACAAUGCGGUUGAACAACAACUCAAAACUUCGACCAUUGGCCUUGUGACACUGAAUGAAAUGAAAGCGAAACAGGAGAAUAUAGUGAAAGAGAGGGAAAGAAAAUUGGCACAAAAAGAAAGGGAAAAAGAGCAAGAGAAAGAGCGAGCUUUGGCUGCGAAGCAGGCAGAAAAAAAUAAACGAAAGAAGCAGAUACAAGCCCUGUCGUUUAAUUUAGAAGAUGACGACGGAGAGGACAGUAGCGGUGGCAACAGUAGCCCUGUCCCCGUAAUUUUAGAUAAUUACAACAAUAUACGAGAUGAGGAAGAUCAAGAUUCCGAUGCAAAAUCGGAUAAAUCAAAUAAAUCCACUGGCUGCGAACGCUUACAACCGCCACUGCGUAUUAAAAAAAUCAAGAAAAAUCCUGAUGUUGAUACAAGCUUUUUACCCGACAGAGAAAGAGAAGAGGAAGAAAACAAACUGAGGGAAGAACUACGACAAGAAUGGGCUACCAAACAGAAUGCCCUUAAAGAGGAGGAAAUUGAAAUAACGUUCAGUUACUGGGAUGGCUCGGGCCAUAGACGAAGCGUUAUCAUGAAAAAAGGUAAUUCGAUUUAUCAGUUGCUGCAAAGAUGUCUCGAGGUUUUGAGAAGAGAAUUCAGCGAAUUGAAGACAGUCAUGGCGGACCAAUUGAUGUAUGUAAAGGAGGAUCUGAUACUGCCGCACCACUAUACUUUUUACGACUUCAUCGUCACGAAGGCAAGAGGUAAAAGCGGUCCUCUAUUUACAUUUGAUGUUCAUGACGAUAUUCGGAUGGUUCACGACGCCUCUGUCGAGACCGAAGAAUCUCACGCCGGUAAAGUUUUGUUGAGGUCGUGGUAUGAGCGGAAUAAACAUAUAUUCCCGGCUAGUAGAUGGGAACCGUACGAUCCAACAAAAACAUAUGACAAGUACACCGUUUCCGACAAGAAGAAAAAAGAGUGAGUCAUUCGAAAAUUCCAUCAUAGCAACGAGACUAAUUUCACAGACUAUUAUGAUUUCGUUUGAAAAAUUCAAAAUCGAAAAUAAAAGGGAAAAAAUGCGAAAGUCACUCCACAGACGAACCGGAAACAGUAAUAUUUUCUGCAUCUCUGGAAACGUAGAUUUUUUCCCCUCAUUUACCACCAAGAACAAUAAAAUGUGGACAUAUCUAAUAUAGUUACCAGACACCUUAUUCAAAUCUGAUUUAACAUUUAGUCAUCAACGAGUAGAAUUUUGUAACGAUAACAUAUAGUGUUAGAAAAAUAAAAAAACUUCCUCCUUAA